Molecule: messenger RNA, 2667 nt
Organism: Saprolegnia diclina VS20
Lineage: Eukaryota; Oomycota; Saprolegniomycetes; Saprolegniales; Saprolegniaceae
Exons: 5
Coding region: 1-2667 (888 amino acids)
Biological process (GO): N-terminal peptidyl-methionine acetylation
Cellular component (GO): NatB complex; cytoplasm
Molecular function (GO): protein-N-terminal amino-acid acetyltransferase activity; protein binding
Source: RefSeq, a predicted model, not a curated record
AUGGCCGACGAGAUGACGAUCAUGCGGUUCAUCCGCCCCAUUUACGACGCCAUCGACAACCGCCAGUACAAGAACGCUAUCAAGCUCUGCAACCAGAAGAAGGUGUGCGACAUCGACCUUGUCCAGGUGCUCCAAGCGCACUGCCUCGAGCGCAUUGGCAAGAUCGACGACGCGCUCCGGAUCGUUCGCCGCAUUGCGCUCAAGAAGCCGACGGAAGAGACGAUUCUGAGCACGAUGCAGCUCGUCUUCAAGCUCUGCGGCGCCGCCCACGAGAUGCUGCCCGUCUACGAGAACGCCGCCGUCCUUCAGCCGACGAACGAAGAGCUCCAAGCGCAGCUCUUCCAAGUGUACACGCGAUCGCUCAUGCUCGCCAAGCAGCAGCAGCUCGGCUUCAAGAUGUACAAGACGUUCAACAAGCUCCAAUACGUCGGCUGGGCGUGCUUGAGCAUGCUCCUGCAAGUCACGAUCGAAAAGUCGUUGCCGAUGAAGAUGCUGCCGCUUGCCGACAAGAUGCUCGCAAAAGCCCUCCGCGACCACCCGGCCGACGCCAACGGCGAGGCCGUCUCGCUCCUCGUGCUCUUGCUGCAGGCCCAAGGCAAGCCGGCCGACGCCAUGGAAGCGUUCACCGAGUUCAUUCACGUACUCGAGACGGACGAAGCGCCAACGACCAAGCCCCGCGCUCUCGAAGGCGAAGGCGUCACGGAAGACGAGAUCGACCUCGGCCCGAUGCAAGCCAUCGACCGCCUCGUGCUCGAGGCGGGCCUGGCCAAGGACGUCGGCGACCUCGAACGGUGCGCGGCUGUCUACGAGAAGCUGCUCACGACAUACAACGCGGACGACUGGGCGUUCUGGUGUGGCUUGAUCGAGGCGGCCAAGGCGCCCGACUCCGUAUUGCCCGUGAUCACGGCGCUUCAAACGGCGAACGGCAACCGGCUCCGCGGGCCGUACUUGGCGGAAAUUGAGCUGCAGUUCCAGCACGUAGCAAAGACGGACGACGCGGCCGUGCAGCGCACGUUGCUGCCGCUCCUCCUCGCGUAUCUCGAGCGGUUUGCGAGCAAGACGUGCUGCUUCACCGACGUGCAGCGGUACCUGACAGCGCUGCCGGACGGCGCGCGCGCGGCGCUGGUCGCUUCGAUCUCGAGCUCGCUCUCGACGACGCUGACGGCGACCGACCUUCCUGGCGCGACGCUGCAGUUUCGCAAGAGCUUGCUGUCGCGCAAGACGCUCCGGUUCCUUGGCCAAGACGCAAGCCUCUCGCGCGACGACCUCGUCGCCAAAGCGAAUGCGUACCUGGCCGAGUACGACGCUGCUCAGUGGCUCAACGAAGCCAAGGUCGGCGGGCAGCGCGAGGUGCAAGUCACGGACGAUCUGCUGCUGCUGGCCGUGCACUUGCACUUGGACGCCUAUACCGUCGCGUCGUCCGCCGACCUUCUCGUGCAAGCCGCGGCCGCGUUGGAGCUCGGGCUGAGUCGCAGUGCGUACAACUUCCAGAUGAAGAUGCUGCUCUGCCGCGUGUAUGCGCUGCUUGGCGCGGGCGACGCGGUCUUGAGCCGCUAUAAGGAGCUCGACAUCAAGCAGAUCCAGCUCGACUCGCUCUCGUACCUUGUGCUCGACGGCCUCUUUGGCCUGCAGAUGGACAAGGACGGGCUUCGCCUCUGCGAGUCGAUCCGCGCGCUGCAUAAGACCACGUCGCGCGACACGCCCGAGUUCAUUGGCCGCGCGUACCGUCUCGGCGUCUACUCCAAGGCGCAAGACAUGACGUCCUUCCUGCUCUGCAAGAUGCGCCGGUCCGAGAUGCUGGCGCUCGCGACCGCCGAGCUCGCGCACGCGCAGCUCCUCACUGCAUGCUCGUCGGCGACGUAUCUCCACAGCCACCUCGGGGACCCGUCGCUGCAGGCCGAGCUCGACGGGUUGCUGGCUUCGGAAGCGACGCUCUCGGCCAACCACCACCGCGAAGUUGAAGUGACGUGGACGGCCCCGACCACCAAGGACGGCGCGUACCUCUUUGCUUCAGCGGGCGUCUCGAGCUGCGACCGGACGCGCGACAGCACGAGCCUUCGGGCGUGGCUGGAGCUCCGUGCGGUUGUGCCCAAGCUGCUGGCGGCCGCGCUCGACGCAUCGCCCGAGACGGCCACGCAUGUGACGACGCUGCAGCGGCUGUUGAGCGUGCUGACAGUCGCGCCCUUGACGGCCGAGUGGCAGCUCGUCAACGAGGCGUCGCAGGCGCUGGAGGCGGUGGUUGCUAGCGACCUGCCGCGCGCCAAGGCGGCGCUGGACCGUCUCGCAUCCGUGGUUCCGACGGUGACAGCGCUGCAGCUGCAAGCGGUCGACGGCGUCGUCGCCGCCCAUGCGCUCUCCAAGGCGUCCAUCUUCCUUCGCGAUGUCAUUCCGUACAGCGCAAUGCUGCUUUCGGUCGCGAUGAAGCUCUUGAAGCCCAAGAAGAAGACCAAGGACCCUGUCCAGAAGGACGUCUCGGAGCUCUUGCGACAGCUCGUGCUCAAGACGACGACGCUGCUCACGUCGGGCGACAAAGCGCUGCGCCAAGUGCACGUUCGCGUCGAUGGCGACGCAGCCAUCAAGGACAAGGUCGAGUCGGCGCAAAAGGCGAGUCUCGAGCGUCUCUCCAAGACGAUUGCAGACCGCGUCGCGUUCCUGCGGUCGUUGUGA